This is a messenger RNA of Lutzomyia longipalpis, 813 nucleotides long. Its product is annotated as acyl-CoA Delta-9 desaturase-like. The record is from RefSeq and is a predicted model, not a curated record. Lineage: Eukaryota; Metazoa; Arthropoda; Insecta; Diptera; Psychodidae. Gene Ontology annotation, cellular component: endoplasmic reticulum membrane. Gene Ontology annotation, molecular function: iron ion binding; stearoyl-CoA 9-desaturase activity. Bases 1 to 813 code for a protein of 270 amino acids. Gene Ontology annotation, biological process: unsaturated fatty acid biosynthetic process. The transcript is spliced from 3 exons.
AUGAUUCACAGUGUGCUACUUCUUUUUGUUUGUGGUUUUGCGGUUACAAUUGGAGCUCAUAGAUACUACACCCAUCGUGCAUUUAAAGCAACCACCACCCUACGGCUCAUUUUUGUGCUGUUGUUCUCUAUGAGCGGGCAGAAUACAAUGUGGGCUUGGGUGAGGAAUCAUCGACAGCAUCAUAAAUACUCCGACACCGACGCUGAUCCCCAUAAUGCAAGAAGGGGGUUCUUCUUCUCUCACAUUGGUUGGUUUUUGUGCUACAAAAAUCCCAAAGUCAUCCACUACGGCAGACAGAUGAAUAUGCGGGAUUUAGAUGCAGAUCCUUUUGUAAAGUUCCAGACUUUGUUUUUCAUCGAAAUGUACAUUUUGUUGGCAAUCGUGAUACCCUGCGCCACCCAAAUUUACUUCUGGAAUGAAGAUCCUCUGAAAUCCUUCCUGGUGUGCUAUUGUGCCAGAACGUGCCUUGCACUCAAUUUGAUGUGUCUCGUCAAUAGUUAUGCCCAUACAUACGGCACAAAGCCCUACGAUAAUACCAUCCUUCCUGGUGAGAAUAAAAUUAUCAGCAUGAUAACUGUUGGGGAAGGAUGGCAUAACUACCAUCACGCUUUCCCAUGGGACUACAGAACUUCAGAAUUGGGGACGCCCCACAACUGGUCCACUGCUGUGAUUAACUAUUUCAUAAAAAAGGGAUGGAUAUACGACGUCAAGACAGCCAGUGAGGAAUCCAUCAAGAAACGCAUCUUGAAGACUGGAGAUAAAUCUUAUGAAAAGUACGAAGACUUUGCUAAUACGAACACUAUUUCACUUUAA